Molecule: messenger RNA, 4089 nt
Organism: Antechinus flavipes (yellow-footed antechinus)
Lineage: Eukaryota; Metazoa; Chordata; Mammalia; Dasyuromorphia; Dasyuridae
Gene: STAU2
Product: staufen double-stranded RNA binding protein 2
Exons: 14
Coding region: 877-3063 (728 amino acids)
Source: RefSeq, a predicted model, not a curated record
ACACUUUAUUUUUAAGUGGGACUGGGUUUUGUCUGGUUUGCCUCCUCCUCUACAAAGCAGAAGCAAAACCAAUCCAAACCGAGUCUCACAAAGGUAGCGCUUCCAGUUUUGCUUCAUAUUCUCGAUUCAGAAAUGAAUCUUUUAAGAGCAAGCCCAGGAGACUUUCCAAGAAUUUCUGGUUCUCCUAGUUUGUUCCCUGAAAGCCAAAGAGAUAUCUCUUUGUCAGGACUGGAUGUCCCAAUUCCGGGAUGGCCGCGUGUAUUCUCCUGUCUCCGGGAUCCUGCGGGGGGUGGUGAACGUUCCUUUCUCCUUCCUUUAGGAUCUGGGAGGGUGGAGCGAACAAUGGAGCCAGCGGCCGGCGAGGUUAUCCCGAGGCUUUCGGCCAGGGUACGCGCAGAUUUGAUCUCUUUGAGCGGAGACUGGGGCAAAUGCAAGAGCCUGGGAAAAAGAGGGUUGUGAGUGCCUCCAGGGAUCAGGGUCCAGGCGCUGGGGGACAGGGGCGGAAGCCACAGCCGUAGAGCUCCAGAGCUUCACUUGCCGAUGCAAAGGCAGUGUCUCGUAGGCAGCUCAGAUUCGGCAGCCCUAGAGCAGCAAGAGAAACCUGGGCAGCAGGGGAGCCCGUAGGCUGGGGAUUCUGCGGCGACCGCCAGGUGGCGCGAGAAAUCCCGUGAACAAUGGCCGAGUUCUCCCACCACCCUGACCCUCGGCCGCCCCAGCCAUCCGGAAUCGACCAUUUGAGUCCGAAGAAAAGGGGGGCGAGGGGAGCUUGAGUGUGACGCGCGCAGCCGGGGGAGAGGGGGCCGCGCGUACGCCCAGGCCCGCCGCGUUCUACGGGAUUCGUUGCGCCGGCAUGGGGCCAGACUCGCGCGCUGAUGGAUGGGGGAGGGGGGUAGGCGGUUGGGCCGGGAGGGGGCGCGCGGUUGGGAGGGUGGCGCGGGCCCAGGCGGGAGAGAAGGGGGGGAGGAAGAGAGGGAGGAAAGGAGGGAGGGAGGGAGUAAGAAGGGAAGGAGGAGGAAGGGGGGGAAGGGAAAGCGGGAGUGGUUGAAGCCGGCGGCGGCGGCGGCCGAGCUGGGUCAGUUCUCUUUAGUGUUUGCCAAUGUUGGAGGUGUUUCCAAACUAUCUCCGGGAAGAAGUGAUAAACAGCGGCAAGUAAAAAUGCAGACUUCAGUAAACUUCACUGAAUCUACUCUCUCUCCUACGGUGCUAUCUCCAUCAUUAACAUCUUCAAGUUCUCUGGGUCUGCAAGGCACCAUGAAUGGUUCAAUUCCAGAGUUAACUGUCAAUUGUAAUAGUCAUAUAAUUGGUCUGUUGGAUUCUCCUCCUUCUAAGAACUUACCUGCUCCUCUCCAAGAUAACAUGGCAAACCCCAAAGAGAAAACUCCAAUGUGUUUGGUAAAUGAAUUAGCCCGUUUCAAUAGAGUGCAACCCCAGUAUAAGCUUCUGAAUGAAAGAGGGCCUGCUCAUGCCAAGAUGUUCUCUGUACAGCUGACUCUUGGAGAACAGACCUGGCAGUCUGAAGGGAGCAGUAUAAAGAAAGCCCAGCAUGCUGCUGCCAACAAAGCCUUGAGGGAAACUACCCUUCCCAAACCAACUCCUCGACCCCCCAAAAACAAUAUUAAUAGUAAUCCAGGCAGUAUAACUCCAACAGUGGAACUAAAUGGUCUUGCUAUGAAAAGGGGAGAGCCUGCCAUCUACAGGCCUUUAGAUCCAAAGCCAUUUCCAAAUUACAGAGCAAAUUACAACUUUCGGGGCAUGUACAAUCAGAGGUAUCACUGUCCAGUACCUAAGGUUUUUUAUGUCCAACUAACUGUUGGAAACAAUGAGUUCUUUGGGGAAGGAAAGACUCGUCAAGCUGCUAGACACAAUGCUGCAACAAAGGCUCUCCAAGCUCUCCAGAAUGAACCCAUCCCAGAGAAAUUACCUCAGGAUGGAGAAUCAGGAAAAGAAAUAGAAGAAGAAAAAGAUGCAAACAAAUCUGAGAUCAGCUUAGUUUUUGAAAUUGGAUUGAAACGUAACAUGCCUGUCACUUUUGAGGUCAUUAAGGAAAGUGGACCUCCACAUAUGAAGAGUUUUGUUACUCGAGUAUCAGUAGGAGAGUUCUCUGCAGAAGGAGAAGGAAAUAGCAAAAAACUCUCAAAAAAACGUGCUGCAAGUUCUGUGUUACAGGAACUAAGAAAGCUUCCACCUCUUCCUGUAAUUGAAAAGCCAAAAUUGUAUUUUAGAAAACGUCCUAAAACAAUAUUAAAGGCUGAUCCAGAAUAUGGUCAGGGGAUGAACCCUGUUAGCUGUCUGGCUCAGAUUCAGCAGUCCAGAAAGGAAAAGGAACCAGACUAUGCCCUUCUUUCAGACAGAGGAAAGUCUCGCCGGCGAGAAUUUUUGAUGCAGGUUAAGGUUGGUACUGCGGUUGCUACUGGAAUAGGCCUUAGUAAGAAGAUAGCUAAAAGAAAUGCAGCAGAGGCAAUGUUGUUACAUCUUGGAUAUAAAACCUCUACUCCUGUUCAAGAACAGCUUGAAAAGACAGUGGAAAACAAGGGAUGGAAUAGUCAAAAGAUUGGAUUUCCUGAAACGACAAGUAAUACUCCAAAGGGAAUUCUUCAUUUGUCUCCUGAUAUUUAUCAAGAAAUGGAAGCAAGCCGCAACAAAGUAGUUUCUGACUUUGCAGUAAACUAUUUGUCUUCCAAUGAAAUGAGCCAGCCUUCAAGCUCUUUCUUCAGCCUAUCUCCACCAUCAAAUAGUACUACUACAUUAGCCAGGGAAUUCCUUAUGAAUGGGACAUCUCCAUCAGCUGAAGCCAUAGGUCUGAAAGGAACUUCUCCUACCUGCCCUAUAAUGCAGCCUUCAAGACAACUGGAAUAUUUAGCAAGGAUUCAAGGUUUUCAGGCUGCUUUAAAUGCCUUGAAACAGUUUUCAGAGCAAGGUCUUGAUCCUCUAGAAGGGGCAAUGAAAACUGAAAAUGGAUCCUUUGAACAACAAGCCAAGCAUCUGGGAGAGAAAGCAGACAAUAAACAGACUAACUCAGGCACCAUGGCUCAUGACUGCAAGGAUUCAAAGGCUGUCGUCUAGAGCUUCCCAGCACCCACGGCUGCCACUGCAUCCUUAUAAACCUGUCAACACGCAAUAGGGUGUAUGUGUUCAAGGAAAUGAAUGACUAAUACCAUUAUUUGAAUCCUAUGUGAAGACAACACUAUUCUAACACAAGAGAUAAUAUACAUGGUACUGUUUAUUCAACUGGGGAAAAAUAAAACUUUGAGCAUUUUCCUUGGAACUUGAUAUCAAAUCAUAACUCAUUUGCCCAGAGGCAGCCGAAAUCGGAUCGUGCUACUGGAGCUUAAAAUAACAAUUAGUGGAAAAGUGUUAGAAAAAAAAAAGAGAUCAAGUUUAAAAUCUAUGAAUAGUGAAGAAAAGGAUGGAUUUGGUUCACUUAGUCUGAUUUUUUUUUCAUAGUAUAAUUUUAAGUUCAGUUCUUUUUUAAAAAACACACUGUUUGAAUAUUUUAAAAUUAACCAAUGGCAGUGCUGUGAAAACUGUAGUUGUUGUCUUCAUAUAUAGUCAUACAGCUCAUCUUUUUAUGCAAUCAUGCAUUCUUCAUGCAAUAUGAAUAUGUAUGACAUUAAGAUGCACUACUCAGAGUUGUAUGCAAAAAAAGUCUUAAAUCAUGGCAAGUAUUUGCUUCAAACAUGAACUGAUGAAGUUAAUAAAAAUCAGUUAUAAUAUACUCCAGGUAAAAGCAGUUAUGAUAUUUGAGUUCCAUGAUUCCAUUGACAAUUAAUAAGGCAUUUUGCCUCCAAGGGAACGUUUUUCCUCUUGAGUCUGCUCUCUGUUGUGUACAUCUUACACCCAUUUUGUGUGUUGUAUCAAACCAAUGUUUGCAUCAACUGAGUGUUUUUAAUAACUGAAUACUGACCUGGGACUGUAGACAGAGUUUAAAUGAAACCUUUAAUGUUGUAGGAAAGACAGGAAAAAAAUGUUGAGAGAAAUGUAGAGACCAUUUUGGCCCUGUGAGAACCUGGAGCUGCACUCUGAUUCUGUACCCGCAUGUUGGGAUUCCACAUGUGGCCAACCAGUAAAACCAUGUCAGUCCAUAUGCAA